Molecule: messenger RNA, 1164 nt
Organism: Dinoponera quadriceps
Lineage: Eukaryota; Metazoa; Arthropoda; Insecta; Hymenoptera; Formicidae
Exons: 6
Coding region: 1-1164 (387 amino acids)
Biological process (GO): sensory perception of taste
Cellular component (GO): membrane
Source: RefSeq, a predicted model, not a curated record
AUGAAGAUACUCGCAGUUCCGAAAAAUCUGUCCGACGCGGUCGCGCCUCUUGUGAUUAUGAACUACCUAGUAGGACUCCGUAUUUUCGAGUAUCCUCGUGGAAAACUGCGCACCGUGCCCAGCCUGAUCUACUUCCUUCUCCUGUUCGGCAUCUUCUGCGUGUGUAUGCACACGCAGCACAAAUUCUACAAACAAUUUCAACUGCUGAAACUAGAGUAUGUCUUAUACGAGUUCAUGAUCUAUAUGUAUGCCUUCGUCGUUAUUUACGACAUGAUUCUUGGUUACUUUUACACAAAGAUGUAUACAAUAAACAUCAGUUUCGUCACCGUCUCCGAGUUUUCGAUCUUCGUGAAGUGCCUGCAAAUGAGAUUCAAAUUAGUUAAUGAACUCCUGAGCGAAGACGCGGCGGUGUCGACGACGGAAGGAAUGAAACUGGAUCUCUUUGCUGUGGAGGAUUACGCAAAAAUCACAGACAGCAAACAACGCAAGAACAUUCUCUCCAUAAAAGUGUUGUCUCACUUGAAUCGGCAGCUGCAGAACCGAAUACAAACUUGCGUAUCAGGAAAACGUAAUCUCGUUAGAUCUCGGACUCGAUCUCGUCUGUCGUCUCAACUCCAAAAGCAAUUGCAAAUAGAACUUCAGGACCAAUCCAAGAACCAUUCGAAAAAUUCAAAUUCGGCCCGAAGAUCAAUCAUGAUCGCUGAAUGUCGGAGACGCACACACUUGUUGCAAACGAUUAGACAGGUGCAUCUGGAACUGUGCAGGAUAUUAAAGAUGCUAUGUACCAGUUUUGGCAUACAAAUCACUUCGGAAAUCGGAGUCUCCAUCAUAUUACUCACUGUAUUUUUUUAUAAUUUGUACAUUCUGUUUAUCCAACGACGACAUAGAAUAGUAGGUCACUGUUUGAUAGAUGAAUCCUUUGUGGUGAUCAUGUUAGCAUUAACUAACGUGCUAAAGAUCGUUAUCAUAAAUCGCAUUUGCAAGCACGCUACAAACGAGAUUCAGCAGUUUGGUCUUCAGUUGUCGCAGAACCCGGUGAAGUUCUUCACGUUUGGCAUCUGUUUAAAUUACCACGUCCUCAGCUCGUGUCUGAAAACUGUGAUGACUUACAUGGUUAUCAUGAUACAGAUGAGCAACUCAUUGGAGUCGAGCAAGAGCAGUUGA